AUUAAAACAACGCAUCAAUCAACGUUGUGCAGGUGGAUUUACCAUUUAGUUGUGCCAGUCGGCGAUAAACGCACGCAUUUAAUGCACGCUCCCACAAUUUUAAAUGUUACAAAUUGGUCGGACUCGUGAUAAGACGGUCGCAUAUUUAAAUGUAUAGUGUUGGGACGAACGAAAUGUGGUCUGUGCAUUUAAUUUGGGUGGUUUUCUUCGUCAAUUUUCACGGCGGAUUCGCCGGAAAACCGCACGUGAUCAUGAUCAUCGCCGACGAUUUGGGGUGGAACGACGUCGGUUUCCACGGCUCAAACCAAAUCCCGACCCCCAACAUAGACGCCCUAGCCUACAACGGCGCAAUCCUGAACCGCUUUUACACCCAACACACCUGCACCCCGUCCAGAUCAGCCCUGAUGACCGGCAACUACCCCAUACGCACGGGCAUGCAGGGUUUCCCCAUCAAAGGCGGCGAAAAUCGUUCCUUGCCCGAGAACAUGCCCACGCUGCCGCAGCGAAUGAAGGAGCUGGGCUACAAGACCCAUCUGGUUGGUAAGUGGCAUCUGGGGCACGGCCACAGGAACAGCACCCCCAACAUGAAGGGUUUCGAUUCGUUCUACGGCUACUGGAACGGGCUCAUCAGCUAUGUGGAUUAUAAGCUGCAAUUUGGAUCAAUUGACGGUGAUCAUGGUGUUGAUUUGCACGAUAAUUUGUCUCCAGCUGAGGACUUCCAAGGGAAAUAUGCGACUCAUUUAUUUACCCAAAAGACUGUUAGUAUUAUUGAACAGCAUCCCGAAAAUGAGCCCUUGUUUUUAAUAUUGUCCCACCUAGCUGGGCAUACUGGUAAUGAAGAGAAUGGCAACUCAUUAACAGCGGCAGACUUAGAUGAAACCAACCGAAAGUUUGCCUACAUAUCUGAUAAAAGACGAAGGAACUACACAGAUAUUGUGUUCGAGCUGGACAAAUCAGUGGGUCAGGUCGUACAGACUCUAUCCGCAAAGAAAAUGCUCCAAAACUCAGUGAUCAUAUACCUGCACGACAACGGGGCACAAACCAGCGGUGGCCUGCACGAAAACUUCGGUUCAAACUGGCCCCUACGAGGCCAAAAGUUCUCGCUUUUCGAAGGAGCAGUGCGGGGCACCUGCGUCGUCUACGCCCCCUCAAUCCCCGAGGGUUACAUAAACAACGAACUGAUGCACAUCACCGACUGGCUGCCCACCUUGUACGCCCUCGGAGGCGGCGACCUGAGCCGCCUGGGACAAAUAGACGGCGUCAACCAGUGGCCCAGCAUCCAAUCCAACGUCCCGUCCAACAGAACAGACGUCCUGGUCAACAUCGACGAAGUCCUGCAGUACUCCAGCUACAUAUCGUACGGGGGACAGUACAAACUGGUCAACGGGUCGUACCCGGGCGGCCAGUACGACGGGUACACCGGCGAAACGGGCCGGGGAUCUGAGGUGCCCGUUUACAAUCCGGAGAACGUCCUGCAAAGCACCACCAACGUACUGAUAAACAAUUUGAAGGCUAAUCGGUUGAAUUCCAGUACUGUUACGAGGAUUCGCAGCCAACUGGACAUAUCUGCGUGCAGGCCGUUCAAUUACAUCACUAAAUGGGACUGUAAGAACCUGUGCCUGUUUGAUUUGUUCAAGGAUCCAUGCGAGACGUCGAACAUUAUCAUGUUUCGCCCGGAUUUGGGGCGGGAGUUGUCCGAAAAUAUGCACUACUACUGGGGGCAACUGGUGCCCCAGGCUUUGAACCCGGUGGAUGAGAAGGCCAACCCCAAGUUGUGUGACGGGCAUUAUUUUAACUGGCUUGAGGAAGAUGGAUGUAAAUCACAUGGUUCUGGUGGAGGUGUCAAGCAGUUUACCAAGUUGACCUUAGGAAUGUAUUUUGUAUUAGCUAGAUUAUUGUAAUUAAGUACUAUUUAUUGCUGGUGGAUUUAUUAUAUAGUACCUGUCUA
This is a messenger RNA of Aethina tumida (small hive beetle), 1948 nucleotides long. Its product is annotated as arylsulfatase B. NCBI's taxonomy places the organism in Eukaryota, Metazoa, Arthropoda, Insecta, Coleoptera, Nitidulidae. Bases 150 to 1901 code for a protein of 583 amino acids. The record is from RefSeq and is a predicted model, not a curated record. The transcript is spliced from 6 exons.